GAGCUAAGAUGGCGGAGUAGGCGCGGGCUGCUGUGCUGAGCGCUCACUGUGCCGCGUCCCCGCCCCCGCGCAGGAGGCGGGUGGGUCCUUGUGCGGCAGUCCCUGGCGGCGCGAGGCGAAGCGGCGAGGAGGAGAGCUCCGCAGCCGCCAUCAUGCCCAAUAUCAAGAUCUUCAGCGGGAGCUCGCACCAGGACCUGUCCCAGAAGAUCGCCGACCGCCUCGGCCUGGAGCUGGGCAAGGUGGUCACGAAGAAGUUCAGCAACCAGGAGACAUGUGUGGAAAUAGGCGAGAGUGUACGUGGAGAGGAUGUCUACAUUGUGCAGAGUGGCUGUGGUGAAAUCAAUGACAAUCUGAUGGAGCUCCUUAUCAUGAUAAAUGCCUGUAAGAUUGCCUCAGCGAGCAGAGUCACAGCUGUCAUACCCUGCUUCCCUUAUGCUCGGCAGGACAAAAAGGACAAGAGUCGAGCUCCAAUCUCUGCCAAGCUGGUUGCAAACAUGCUGUCUGUGGCAGGUGCAGAUCAUAUAAUCACCAUGGACCUGCAUGCAUCUCAGAUUCAGGGUUUUUUUGAUAUCCCUGUUGAUAACUUAUAUGCUGAGCCUGCUGUACUAAAAUGGAUCAAAGAGAACAUUCCAGAGUGGAAGAACUGCACCAUUGUUUCACCAGAUGCAGGUGGAGCCAAGAGAGUGACCUCCAUUGCAGAUCGAUUGAAUGUAGACUUUGCCCUCAUUCACAAGGAGCGCAAGAAGGCCAAUGAAGUAGAUCGCAUGGUGCUGGUGGGUGAUGUGAAAGACAGAGUGGCCAUUCUGGUAGAUGAUAUGGCAGACACAUGUGGUACCAUCUGUCAUGCUGCGGACAAGCUUGUGUCAGCUGGAGCCACCAAAGUUUAUGCCAUCUUAACUCAUGGGAUCUUUUCUGGGCCAGCAAUUUCUCGGAUCAACAAUGCCUGUUUUGAGGCAGUUGUAGUCACAAAUACAAUACCCCAGGAGGACAAGAUGAAGCAGUGCCCUAAAAUCCAGGUGAGCAUCUACUUUCUCUUCUGUCACUCCUGGAGGGUGGUAGCAUUUGUCUGCCCUCUUGUUGGUGGGGAAAACCCCAUAAUACUGUCUAGUGCUUGCAGCAGUGUCAUUGGCACUGGAUUCAGUGGCAGUGUUGACUAAGUUCUCUUGUUCCUAUUGCUGUGGGAUAACAGACCUGUUACGAUGAUAAAAUGCACCUUCUAAUCCAGCUCCACAGUAACUUGUGAAAGACAAACAAAACCACUUUGCCAUCCAUAUGAAAGCUAAAAGCUGGUCUCUUGAUGGUCACUCUGUCUUGGAUUUUUCCAUUUAGGAAAAGUAUUGUGGCAUUUUGUUUCCCAAGCUGAAGCUGACUUUCCUGGAAGGAAAAAAAAUUGGCUGUACAACUUGAGCUAGGCAGAACUUGAGGAUUUCCUGUGUUAAUGGACAGCUGGAAGCUGCAAGCUUUACCUAAGCAUUCAGGUAUAAUAGGUCCAUCAGAAGCUUCAGGUACUGCUAUAGCAUACACACAGCCAAGGACAUCCUAAAUACUAGGUUCGCAGCACAGAUAUAUAGGACACAGGCAUUUGGAGAAGUUCUGGAAAGUGUGUUAUGAGUGUAGCAGGUUCCCUGGUACUGGGGUUCUGGUGAAAAGGAAGCUCAACUGGUUGAAGCUGCAGUGAAUUUUAAGCUGCUUUUGGAAGCAAGUUAAGCUGAUUGCAAACUGUUACUGAGUUGCAUUUUUUUUCAACACUAACUUCUGGAUGAUAUUCCUGCAACUGAGCACAUCUAAAAGAUGUCUGAUGCUUCAACUUCUUUCCAAGCCACACACUACAGUUAAUGUAGGCAAAAUGUUAAACUGGUAAUCAGUAUGUAAAUAGCUGUAGCCAAAGAUUGCAGUGGAGUAGUUUUUCAGGCUCUCACUUAACACCACACUCUUCUGCACUACAUAUCUGAUGUUGAGUGAGAAAUACAGAACUAAAGGAUUCGUCAUAAGUUUCACACUCUGCAGCUCUUAAUUUUUUUUCUUUCCUUCCUUAGGAGGCAAACUGUCUGGAAGAAAGAAAAUAUUUAAUAUGGAUUUCACUUAGUUUCCUUUAUGCACCAUGAACAUGGUGCUUCUUACUGAGACUACGCAUAUCGAAAUGCUUUAGCUGCUGGGAUUCAGAGCUAGAGUUUGAUUGAGAGGUGCUUUUCCCUCCUUUUAACUGGAUUACCCCACCAGGUGGAGCCAGCACAGCAACUGGGAGCUGAGUUGCAGCACAGUAGCUUCAUCUUUCUUAGUCUGCUGGCAGUGAUGGUAAAACCUCAUGACUCAAGGGAAGCAAUCUGAUCUUGAUUUAGUCUCCCGUAACUUCUCUGCAGCCUACACAAAGUGAAUAAGAUAGUCCUAGGGUAAACAAACUGAGCUUAGAGAGUCUCAGCAAAGAAAGAUGACAGUAGAGUGACAAAGAUCAAUAGCAAAAUAAUACUUCUAGUGCUAUAUGUAGAAUAUCUUCAGAAUUAUAUGUAAUUAAAUCCUAAUCCUGUGUAGAAGUCAUUUCUCUGCAUCUGGCAUGUUAUAAAUUUGGGUGAUGAGUUUACUCUUGAAGUUCUUCUGAACUUACCAACUGUUCUUCCAGGCUUGAUAUCUCUUCUCAGUGAUGUUGAUGCAUCUUUCUUCCCCUCCAGGUGAUUGACAUCUCAAUGAUCCUGGCAGAGGCCAUCAGGAGGACUCAUAAUGGGGAAUCUGUCUCCUACCUAUUCAGCCAUGUCCCUUUAUAACAACAGAUGCCAGCUGCUGCUUGUAUGGCUUUUUUUAAAACCAAAAGUUGUUCAGCUUGUUGUAAAGUUCAGUAGAAGACUCUGCUUGUUCCAGUGCAGUUCUCCACAGCUCCUCCUGCUUAAGUCAGGCUUACUGGCUCUGAUUUCAACACUGGGAGGCUGGGGGAGGGGGAAGCUCAUCUCUGUAACACUGAGACUCCAACAGCAGCCCUGUGCAUUGGGGCUCAUCAGUAGUAUUGACUCAAUUCUGCAGAUCUGUGGAGAGCGGGACUGACAUAUGGCUAAUUGCCACUAUUAUUUGGGGGUGGGGGGGAGGGUUUGUCUGUGGGCAGGGUUAAAUGACCUGGCAUGCGCACCCUAAAUUGUUUGAGAAGUAGAGCUCCCUAGGACAUGUUGAUCUGGAUCUACACCAAGAGCCUGAGAGACCGCUGGCUGUCUUACCACUCUAUACAUGACAGAAGCCCUUAAUGAGUGAUGAGGAAGUCUUGUAUCUUGGCCAAACUGGACCCUAGGUGAAGCCCUGGGGGACACCUGGGAGGUGUUCUGCUACAGCUUCCUUCCUAUCAAAGCAGAUCAGUGUAGCUUGCAAACUUGAAUUAAUCUUAAUUAUUGAUGAACUUAAAUGCCCUUUAGCAUGCUACACAGCAAAGUGAAGGUGAGAGCAUAGUCUGUGCAGUACUGCCUUGCUGUGUUAACUUUGUGAUGAAGGUGCAUCCUGGACAAGCAUUCCUCUCCCUUUUACGUAGAGGACUCAUGGUGGUUGUGUGCUUUAGUUUCUAGUGUAGGCUAAAACCAGUUCCUCAAUUUCACAGCUUACUGUUAGCCUUGCUGGCAAUUAGAGAACUGCUGUCAUGUACUAUAGCUGCACCUUGACUUGCUGUGCAAAUCCUUGAUCUUUUUUUACCAGUACACUAGUAAACUGAGCCUCUUUAUCCCAUAGUAGCUUGUUGCAUUUAGGAAGUGCCUGCUCAGAUGCUGGGGUAACCUAAUACACAACAGCUUUGUGUCCAGCUGUCUUAGCCUCUCAUUGCCUUCAAUACUAUUGUCCUGUAAGUUACUAACAUGUUCUGGUUGCUUGUCCUGGUCACUCUGCCUUGUCUUGAAAGUGUUGUUCCUUGCAAAAGAUCUUAACAAGGAGCAUAGGAGGUUGCAGGACCUGAGGAAGCCCUUGGAGUGGGUCUGAUGCUGUUAGUGAGUGCUUAUGGCAAUGGGUCAAAGAGGCUGGUGAUACAUAGUAUUGGGAAAGCUGUAGAUCUAACACCAACCUGACAGGCAAAGUGCCUGAAAGAAAUACCAAAACUGGAGCUUGCUGAGGCUCCCAAAUGUAAUAAGUAUCAUCUGAAACUUGAAUGCUUAGUAACUGUACCAGACAAUUGUAAGGUAAACUGGUAAGUCUCUUCUGGACUCUUACGGGGUUAUAGACCGAGCUGUUUUAUGCUCUGUUUUCAUAAGCACUCCUCUUUAUUUGUUUUUGAGCUGGAGGAAGGGAAAAAGAAGGAACUUGAAAUUACUUGCUAUAGUAACCAGCAUGGCUUUGAGAGACUAGGGACUGCAGUAUAAGUAGAAAUAACUGAAAGACUUGUUUAAGAUCUAGGGACAUACUUCUUUAGUUGUGCCUUUUACUGAAGACUUCUCUCCCUUCCUAAAACUCCUGUCCUGUGACAACAUCAAUACUGUUGGGUUUUUCUUUUUGUAUAAGAAUUGGUGUUUUUUUGGAAAGUGUGUGUCUCUUGCUUCUUUGCUUUGCAUCCUGCCACUGAGCUCUACCGAGAGUCUGAUUCCUGCCUCCUGUAUUGGAGCCCAUGCUGCCACACUGCCAAUGUCCUGAGAGCCAAGAGCCAGGACAUCAGAGCAGCCAUGUGAGGAUUUUCAGCAGCAUUUGUGUUUAAACUUAAGACCUGAUGAAGGAAUUAAACUUUUAUUUAAAAAAACAUGGCCUCUGCCUAUAAAUGCUUCUAAAAACUUUACAGAUGUGAUGUGCAUCUUCUGAGUUGGGUCACUUGCAAGGUGGAUCCAUGGAGUAAUGUUAUUUGGAAGGGAUGUUGGAAGGUCUUCUGGUUUAACCCUCUUGCAGCAGGACUGACUGUGAGGUUCAGCUUGGCUAUGCUCACAUUGCAUGGAAGAAAAAGCUUGGGACCAAGCUACUUAGUGGGUAGUAGCUUUUGUCUGUAUCUGAUUUCGACUUAAUUGUUAGAGGUGGUAGUGCAGCUUCUCUUAUACUGUUCAACUUAUGUAUCUGAGCAGAUCUGUUCACAUAAUGUUAAAAUAGCAGAAAACCUGAAUAGUUUAGCAAGUACAGAUGGAGAAUUGCAGUGUGUCUUGCACAAACUAAUGAUCACAUGCAGCAGGGUUAUGUCCUGAGAAGCACUUGUUCUAACUAAACCAUGAUCCUCUCUCAUUGUGUGUUGUAGACUGGAAAAAUAUAAAUUAAAUUAAGUCAGAAGUAUGAGACAGCAGGUCUAGAAAGGUCUUUGGCUUUACAGUGGGCUUCCAGGUGUAGAUUGAACAUUGCUUCAGGAAACAAGACCUCAGGUAGACUUUUGCUGAGGAUCACUACUGUCGUUCAUCUGCUAAAACACAUUUCAGUACUGGUAAAUGGAUAAGUGAACUAUUGUAUUUUUUCCUCAAAUAGCAGAGGGGUGAUAUGUGCCAUGUCAGGGUGCUGUAGCAGACUUCGCCUUCCUUAGAGAAGAAACAGAACAUGAGCUUGGCAGCCAAAAAUUUGUAUGAAGGUGACCAUUGCUAUUGGUGUGUAUAUACUGUUUUCUUUAAUAAAACCUAGAGGUUGGAGUGGGGGAGGGCACAGAUUUAAAAUGCUGUAUGACAGCACUGUACUUUUAAAAGGAUGAGUGAUACACAGGGUAUGAGAACUGUCCUAAGGAGGUAAAGCUCUUCUGCUCUGGAAACCUCCUUCAGAUCAGAAGGGCUGGACGCUUUACAAAAGUUUCCUUCCUAAAUUAAAAAAAAUACUUUCUAAUUAAUAAGCCUAUUUGUAGGCAGGUUGUGAGUGAAUGACCAGAAGUGACUGUUGCGCUAUUAGAGUAAGCAUGGCUGCCUCUAACACAUGCAUGUAGUAGAAUAAAAGUACUUUUCCCUGGCCAGUACAGCCAUGGAUGUAGUACCAGGCAGCCAUGGGAGGAAACCAGCCCCUGAGGUGUGAAUGGCAGGGUGUCAAGUUCCUCCAGUGUCCUCCAGGCUUGGGAGUAAUGCAGGGAUGCUCAUCCCUUAGCCCAGGCAAGUUCAGUUCCAGCAGCAUCAGUCAUGCUGUGAAGUGCUUGUGCUAUCUUGAGUUACCUGUGGUAGUGGAGGUGAUUCUCCAGCCUGUCUUGGAGAGAUGCUGGAGUGGGUACAGAGCAUGCAGGGUAGUCUGGAAGUGAAUUGUGCAGUGUCUUCUCAGACUGACUUCACAGCUACUGAAGAAAUACCAUAGAAAGCAAGUCAUUACUUCCCCAGGAGAAAAUCCCAAGCAAGUAAUUUACUGUGCUUUUGUAGUUGAAGUACUGGAAGAGCUGGACAGAGCUACAGUAGCUUGCUGUGCUACAGACACAGCUGGAACAUGGCUGCAGGUGUGCAGAUGCUGAUACUGGUGCCAGUAGCUGUCUUUGCCUGCUGUAAAAGCAGCAGCAAAAGGGAACUCCUCAAUUGAAAGUCCUGCAUCUUAGCCCAGCUCACCUGCCUGGGUAGCAGAAGCUAGUGUGCAGGAUGGGGAUUCCUUAAGCCUCUGUGAAAGCUGGGCUUCCCAUUGGUGCCUUGCAGGCAACAGGACUUGUCUGCCGUUUGGAGCAAGACAAGACAAAUCUCAAAUUGAUGUCAUCAGCUCUGUCCUGCUGCUUCUCCCUGUGCCUUACUAGUGUACAGAUUAUUUCCUUAUCUGGAGUUGGUGUUUCUGAUCUAGAGAAAGCAGCAGCUUGCCUUGCCUUGCUGCUGUUGGGCAAUGGGAAAGUAGUAAGGGUUAAUAAAGCCCUCCUCUAAACUGCAAGGAGCAGCAAAAUCCAUGGGAGCAAUGAGCCCUGGUGUAAGACACAAAGGCCUGAGUGUGCUGACUGCCUUCCUGGGGCUCUGCUUCGGCCCCAGUAGAAGGAAAGGGUCUUGGCAGGAGGCUGGGGUUAAAAAUGAGCAGGAAAGAGUAAACUGGCCCUGUGGAAUAGGGAAGACUGGCUCACAGCUAGGCAGUGGUGGCUGAAGGCUCAGGUUCUGGCUGGCUGCAGUGGUGCCCUGCAGGUGGGAGGGUCUGUAGGCAAGAGGCUGAACAAAUAUCUGAUCAGAUAGAGAAAACCUCCUGCCUCCUUCCUGGAGAAGAAAAUAAAGCGUUCCUGGAAAUGGCCAUCAGCAAGGUUGUAUCUGAGCCCUGACAGCCAUGUUCUUUGGGAGAUUUAAAAACUAAUUUAAAAUGGCUGGCAGUUCUCUAUUUCAGUUCAGGGCUGUUUUUGUUUUCUCCCAAUCUGUUGAUGUCUCAGUUCUUUUGUUACAAAUUAUUGAAAGCAGAAAUACCAAAAUGCAUGAGAAAUAAGCAGGUUGUGCAGUUAGGGGAGGCUUUGCAAAUUGGUCCGAGGAAAAAGCUUUUGCUGGGGUGUAAGCUCCUUGUUCUUUGUGCAAGAUGGGUUCUUUAAAAGCUCCCUAGCAGCAGCCCCACGCCUUGCCUGCUGGAAAUUCAGAGGGAUAGCUUUAAAGCCGCUCCAGCCAUGGUUUGCAGGAGUGUGGCAUUACCUGCAUGGCUGUGGCUGCCUCAGGGAAGGAGGAGCUCCCCUUCCGUGGCCUGUGUGGCCACCAUGAAGGUUUUGCGCCCAGACAAAGACUCCGGGGUUUGCAAAGCACUGUAACAGCAAGGAGAUGCAACAUGUCGCACAGGAGCUGUGCCUUGGCUGGGAUGGCUGCAGCUGAUGCUGGUGGAGGGCUGUGCACUGGGAGGAUGGGGGGGGACCAAGUCCUUUUGCACUUGCUGCCUGUUGGGGACAAAAGCUACAGCAGACCGUGUGGCAUCCACAAAGGAGAAGCAUGUGGAGAACAGGCAGGGAAAGGGGAAAGCUGGCGGGAAGGUGGGCACAGCUGGGGAGUAAACACAUGGUAGAACACUUGUCUGACUAUUUGCAUAAAGGCAAAAAGGAUUUCCUGCUUUCAUUUUGAAACUGGCUGUGGUUUAUGUUUCCUUUUGCAGGAAAAGUGAGACCUUUCUCAGCUCAGGGUGGGCUUUGUGAUGCAGCUCUGCAGGGUGUGUUUGAAUGAUGCUUGUGAAGGCAGCCCCGCCUGGGCUUGCUGCUCCUGGCUAUAUGGUGCCCUCCAAACCUGGCCCUGCUGUGGGUCCACAGCACCAAAUCAAAGCUGCUCUGGGAGCAGCCUGGCCUGAGGCUUUGCCUGCAGCCUCUUCCUCUUCUCAACUUCCCUGCCCCAGGGGGAUGGGGACUGGAGGCUGUUUGCCAUCCAGACUUCUCUGAGUAGCAACCACAUCUUAGGGCUUCGCCUUAGAUCUUGGCCUUUGCCUUUUCUGCGUAUACCAAUCACUGGCAUUUCUUAAUUCAGAGCCUACUUGCUGGCUGGAGCAGGAAGGUGCCUGUGUCCUCAGGGCUUGCUGCUAAGGGUCACCUCUGGCCAAGACGUGCUGUUGCUGGAGAGCACCAAGCCGUCCCAAGACACUAGUCUUCCAGCUAAAAAACAAAGCAAAUGUUUCCUUGUUUCCUUAUUUCCUUAUUCCUCAUUUCCCCUUGCUGGGGAUUUUCUCUGCAAAAUCUCCAAUAAGCCUGGAGAGAAACCCAGAGGCUGGAAGGAGGUGGAGGUGGAUAUGGGAGUUGCUGCAGCGCAGCUACUACCCCUGGCACUCUACAGCAAGUUCCUGCUCACUGCAACACCAGGAACUCUGCAGAAUGGUUUUGGCAAGCCUGCCAUGAGGAUCAGGUUGUUGGGGUUUUGGUUUUUUUUUUCUUCUCGAUCCCUUCAGCAAGGCUUCCCAGGCAUGCUGGCCACCAGGAUCGGGAGUGGUCGGAGGGCCAGGAUGCAGAUGUCCCCUGGACUGCCACUACCCUUCCUGCUCCCCAGCCCAGCUGGCAACAGAGAGGCUGCCUGCAGUUACACUCAGCUUUUUCUCCCCAAAGGUGUUUGUUCUACAUGCAGCCCAGCCUGUCUGGUCUAUGCUGGCUGUUCCCCAGGCUUUCUGCACCCUGCCUUGCUAUGGCCAAGCAAAAGCCUCUGCCUGUGAGCGUGGUCUGCUCUUUGCCUACCCAUGCUGCUGCUUUAGUGACUGGAUCUCCCCAGGAAGCACUGUGGCUGGAGCCAGUGUGGCCACCAUUUGAGCAUGGUGGCAAAGCAUCUCCCACAGCUGUGGAAAAUAUGGUACUAUUUUUAUCCCAAGGGCUUGUUUUCUCAGACAAGUUCUGCUUCAGCAGGGUGCUUCCCUGGGCAUAUGUGCCGGGCGCAGCUGCCCCCCAUGGCGGUGUGGCACCUGCUUCUGGGGAGGGUUUGGGGCUGGGACAGUGGCCCUGGGACCACCCUCCUGCCCCUUAUAGCUGGCACCCAGGUGUGGGGAACAGGGGUGGCAGCAUGGCUGUGUGUGAUGCUGGGGCGUGUGUGUGCGGAACUGGGAGUAGUGCAUGUGUGUGCUUCUGCAGUGUGUGCGUGUGUUAGUGUGCAGACAUGGGGUGUGUAUUUGUGAGUAUGCAGGGUGGCUGUGUGGGGGCAUGUGUAUGCAAAAGGUGCAUGUGCACACAGUGGGCGUGUGCAGGGCUGGGUGUGUGCAGGCUGUGCGUGCACGGGGUGCGUGUGCAGGGCUGGGUGUGAGUGUGUGCGCGCGGGGGGCAGUGGGAGCUGUGUCCGUGGCUUCCUAUAACUGGUAACACGCUCGCUCGCAGUGACACGCGCGCCCCCCCUCCCCCCCCGACC
Molecule: messenger RNA, 9629 nt
Organism: Grus americana (Whooping crane)
Lineage: Eukaryota; Metazoa; Chordata; Aves; Gruiformes; Gruidae
Gene: PRPS1
Product: phosphoribosyl pyrophosphate synthetase 1
Exons: 6
Coding region: 153-1157 (334 amino acids)
Biological process (GO): 5-phosphoribose 1-diphosphate biosynthetic process; purine nucleotide biosynthetic process; ribonucleoside monophosphate biosynthetic process
Cellular component (GO): cytoplasm; ribose phosphate diphosphokinase complex
Molecular function (GO): ribose phosphate diphosphokinase activity; ATP binding; magnesium ion binding
Source: RefSeq, a predicted model, not a curated record